AAAUAAAACUAAUAUGAGAAAGGACAGAAAGACAAAGGGCUUGAUAUAUGGCAAGGAAAUGGAGGAAACAAAAAUCUCCUCCAAUGUCCUCCAACCACACCCACACACAAUUUAACCUCUUCCCAAAAUUAACCCCUUUUUUUCCCUUCCAUUUAUGGGGUUUUAUUUAAUUUUUUCCCUAAAUCAUACACCUCAACAAAGAGAUAGAAUAUAUGUUACUACCCCAGCCACAUUCUCUCCUCCUUUAUCCUUCUUGAUAAAACUAACCAAGUAUUCUAGUGGGAUAUAUCCUGUGGAGUUGGUGAAAGGAAACUUGCCAAGUAUUCUGGUGGGGUGGGAAGAAUUAGUGGGAAGAAUUACAUAGAAUUAGUCGGGUGCGUGCAAGUUGGUUCGGACACGAGGGUUAUAAAAAAAAGAAGUGUACCAAGUAUUCUUGAUUGGGAAACAUUAAAGAGUUGAUUUUUUUUAUGUGGGUUUGAGUUUUCUUGGAAUUUGGUGACAUUUUUCCUUGGUGGGUAUGUGCUAUAGUGAAUAGAGAUGAAAAGGUCUGUAGAGUGUUUCAAUGGAAUUAAUUUUGUUGACGAAGAAGAAUCAAAGGGAAAGGUUAAGCAGAAAAAUCUGUUAAAUGAGUUGUUAGAAUUGCAAAAGGAUUGUGUCUCCAAGAAGAGGAAGCUGCAGGCUGCAAAGCUGAGGAGAGACAACAUUUUGGGUGAAGUCCUAUUCAUAAAGCAAAGGCUUAGAUACUUGUUGAAAAGUCAAUCUUCCAGUGUUGAGAGUGAAAGAAAUAUUUCACAUUUGAAAAAACACUUCGAUGCUGAGAACGAAGUCCCUAAAGAAGAAAGAAACAAUAGUAGCUAUGAUGCAGCAGUAGAAACAACUCUUCCUGCCUUUACCUCAAAUCUCAAUUCGGUAACAUACUACAGAACGUGAAGUAGGAUACAAAGGACUGUUAGCAGGUGCUGACGUGGUGAGAAUGGAGUGUGUUCCAAAGAAGUACCUGAUUGAUGACAUAAUAGAGUUGGAAAAAAGAAACUUCCUUGGCAUAGUCAAGUGACACUGAAGGUCUAAAAUUCUGAUAUUUCUUUUAGAGGAGCAAUCUCCAUAAGAUAGUGGAUAAUUCUUUCUUCAUCUUAUUGAUAUCUUAUUUUUGAUUCCCUUUUCGCUUUCCUCCUUUGCUCCCUCGGUGAAACACCUUAACUUGGAGUUUGCAAUAUCUAAAGUCAUCUGAUCUUUUUUUGGGCA
Messenger RNA from Capsicum annuum, 1242 nucleotides. RefSeq lists its product as uncharacterized. The transcript is spliced from 4 exons. NCBI's taxonomy places the organism in Eukaryota, Viridiplantae, Streptophyta, Magnoliopsida, Solanales, Solanaceae. The record is from RefSeq and is a predicted model, not a curated record. Bases 538 to 930 code for a protein of 130 amino acids.